Messenger RNA from Leptomonas pyrrhocoris, 10156 nucleotides. RefSeq lists its product as hypothetical. Bases 1721 to 10156 code for a protein of 2811 amino acids. The transcript has a single exon. The record is from RefSeq and is a predicted model, not a curated record. Lineage: Eukaryota; Euglenozoa; Kinetoplastea; Trypanosomatida; Trypanosomatidae.
AGAGCGAUAUAUGAUUUGCCGCAUCUCUAUUUGAAUACACAAUAUAUCAAAGGAAGCACACUCCUUCACAGUCAGACAGCCUUUUAUUGUGCUGCUCUCAAGUGCUGGCGGUGACCGAAACUGCUGAGUGCGUGUGCGUCGAUGUAAUCGGAGGCGCGCACCUCCCACUGUCGCGCUUACACCCACAGAACUCGCAUUCUCUUUCAUUUGAAGCCGUUUCCUACAUAUAAUUCUGCAAUCUUCUUUUCUUUUUCAUUUUUUAUAGCAGCUGUCUCUCUUUUUCUGUCUCUUGCUUUUUUGUUUGUUGUUCUUUUUUAAAGUUUACUGUGUGAUUGCUACCAUCACAAAGUCUCUUUUCCCAUCUAUUGUGCAGAGUCUUUUAUACUGUUCUUUGUUCAUAGGUCCUUCUUAGCCUGCUUCCUGUGUAUGUAUGCGUUGUUUAUUUUUACUAUUAUUGCUACUACUACCAUUCCUGCUGCACCGAAAGCUGUGCUGAAAGGGUCGCUCACUCUUUAUUAUUUUUGUCGUCUUUUCUUUCAGAGCCUAGUUUUUUUUUCUGUCUUUCUUUUAAAGUUGUUGUUGCGAGUAAACCGAGGUUUUUUUCCUCUGCUUUUCCCAAUCUUCUCGUGGCAGCUAAGUUGCCCUUUUUUCCCCUUCAUCAAACGAACAUACACCCACUAGAUUUAGAAAACAGGAACGCGAAUUACAACUUCAGUAGUGGCCUCUUCUCAUUGUGCACAUCCUUUCUUUUCCGUUCGUUUGUUUGUUGUACAUCCCUCACAGCCUCCGUUUUUUUUUUUUGGUUGUGCUCGUCUGUUUGCCACCGCGCACUGUCUUACAUUUUCUUCUCCCGUUCUCCCUCUUUUCUCCCUCUUUUCUUUCUCUUUUAAGUUCUCCCCCUCCCCUCUAUCAUUCCCCCCUUUACUGUUUGUAUUACUUCGCUCCUCCAUUGUUGUAGCCGGAUAGACUCGAGGUGGACGCCUUUUUUUGUGUGUUUUAUUUCCCGCUACUCACUCGCUACGCUUCCUUCGUCAUCCGCCCUGCCCUCUCGCUUUACGGGUACUCCCCCCUCUCCGAAGAAGCAGAAAAGAGUUUUCUCCGUCAAUUCCAACGCAACAUCAACAAGUCGAUUUUGCAGAGUCCGUAGAGGAAGCUGACACAGAAGACACCGACUCACGUAAUAAAAGAAAGGAAAAGAAGCUGCAAAUCAUUUAAGCCCUCUCUUUUUUGUCGCCGUUUCGUCUUUCUUCAUAGCUUGCGUUUUUUGCCAGCACGCGUGGAUCUCAUUUUCUCUAUGUGUAUAUGCGCUGACUGAAAUAGGUUCGCGACGUGAAAAUCUAUUUCCUUCGAUUUGUUUUUUUCCUUUUCAAAACAGAAGGGAAGAUAAAAGAAGAGGGUGUGUGAAACAACACGUACGUAUAUACUGAAACCAACCCCCCCCCCCCCAAAAAAAAAAGCAUUUGUCUUGGCUGUAUACACGACAGUUACCGGUGUGCAACUUCUUUUUUUUUUGCUGUUGUUGUUAAACAUUCGUGUUGCAUCGAGCAGAGAAAAAGUUGUGCUCUCUCUCUUUCGCUCGAUUGAACUUGUUUUCGUUUCUUUUUUUUUUCCCCUAUUUUGUUCGUAUUGAUAUUGGUGGGUUUUCUCGUUCACUGCACACGAAAGGCAGGUUUGUCGUGUUAUCUUUCUCUCUUUUUUUUUUGAACUCUUUGUGCUCGCCAUGUCAAACGGGGAUUACAGCUACACGAAUGACCUGGAUGAGGGCGGGGUGCUGGGUGCCGUGGCGCCCCGCCACGAGCAGAACCACUCGCCCUGGGCCCAAGUAGUUGCAGAAAUGGGCGAUUCAGACGUCAACUACGAAUACCUCAAUAGCAACCCCAAUAACGAUAACACCCUCUCCGCCGACUUCGGCAACAACUUCGGCGAGGUGCAGACCGCCCUCGCAUUGGAAGACUUUGUCGGUGUGUACUGCAGCAACCUGGAAAAUGAACUGUUCGAGAGCAACUCCGUCUUCGACAUUGGCGCCGGUGAACAGGGCACGCAGUCGCCGGACGUGGCAAGUCAACAGUCUGUCAGCGGGACUGACUUCGACACGCUGCCGAUUGCACCCAUCGCGAAGCAGCCCAUCGAUGCCUCAAGACGGUCACCACCGCCAUCAUUGACCCGGCAGCAGCCUCUCCCCACCACGACCACCACAACAGCUGCGACCACGUCCGGCCCCACGCGACGUCCACCCAACGCAUCCAGCAGCAACUACGACAACACGUCUGUGAACGGGACGAGCUUGAUGCCAGCCCUCGUAGGCGCAAGUGCUGUCGCCCAAGCCCCUGCCUCUCCCAUGAAGUACGCUGACACGUACGGCAUUGCGAAUCCGUCGGCGGUGCCAAGCAACACGCACUCGCCACAGCAUCUGAGUAGCGACACCAAGCACGGGCGAGAGGUGCACGAACACCCGCCUGCCUCCAAGCCUGGAUCGGGUGUGGCGGGCUCUUCCAUCGGGCCGUACGGCCUGGGGGGCCGCGGCGCGAAACCCUCCUCGGCCAAGGCGGCGUCCACCCGCACCGGGCGCCCUGCGCCACCCCCGUUGCAGCCCUCGACAAUCCAAAGCAAAACCGAUGCCGAGGACUUCAGUUUUGGUAUUGAGACGUUCCUGCACGGUACGCAGCUUGGCUUUGGACGGCAGCCGUCCUUCAAGCGCAUCGCGGCCGGCGCGCCGAGCCCGACGAACAACACGAGCAAGCCGUACUAUCUGAUUCCGGGAAUGACGAGGGAGGGAAACAACUUGCCUGCCGCGGCGCCGGCGGUGAAUAGCUCACUGGGACCCCCAAUGCGGCCAGCCGCCGGCGCCGAUCGCAACGCGGAGGCCUUCAGCACCUGGCUGGAGGCGCUGGAGCCGAAGGCGAACUCGAACGCGUCGUCUCCGCGCAGCCUACGCGCCGUAGCUGCAAACAAUACCACUCACAACAGUACUAAUAAUAGCAGUACUAGCCCUGCCACGGUGGGUCCCUCUGUCCGUGAGGAUUUUAAGCGCGAGGUCGAUGUGAUGAUGAAGGACCUGUUGGGCGACUACGACCUCACUGGUGGCAUGACCGGCGUUUUGGUCCCCAACACCACCGUCGCGUCCGGGCUGCCGCUGACGGGGCUUUCCACGGCCAACGGUGGCACCUUUAGCGGCCGACAGAGCAGUCUGUCCACUGGGGGCGGAGGUAAGGAUACUACGCGGCAGCUAGAGUACGAUGCGUUUCUGAAGGACAUGCGCAUGCUGACGCCCACCGCGCGGUCCCCGGCUGCUGGGGUGGCCGCGGCAAACACGGCGGCGAGAGACGAAAGAAGAAAGCAGCAGGCGAAGGCGUCGGAGACGACCGGGGUCGCCGCCGCUGCCGCCUCACCAAAGUCUAUCUUGAACACCAUCCCCGCUGUAGCUCCAGCACGAAGCCCACGGGCGGCCAAAAAAGGUAACGCCACGGCAUCGGCGGCACCAGGCCCGCAAACGGGUCUCCCGCAACCGCCAGACGGGAGUGGGUCGCAGGCUCGCCGUCGGCCCAUGUGGAACAAUUCUGUCCCUGCCACGAGCAGCAGUGGCGAGGGCACCUCGGGAGCGGCCGUCGGCCCGACCACGGAGGCGGCGGAGCCGCUCAAGCCGUCACCUCCGCGAGGCAGCAAGGUGUCAGUCAGUGCCCAUCAAACGCCACCACGUCCAGCAGUGGCGACCCGUCCCCUUCUCACUACGGCUUCCAUGUCCGCAAGUGAGCAGUCUGCGCGCCUGACGAAGACCCCGCCGCGCAGGCUGUCGAGUCCGCGUUCGGAGCGGAGCAACAACAACAGGACCCCCCUCUUUCCCGGCUCGGAGACUUACGAUGGCAUGGACGAGGAUUUGCUUGCCGGUGGGUACAUGACCGGUGCCUCAGUGCUGCGCAGCGCUGAAUCUCUGCCAGAUGCGAGUAGCCCUAUGAGAGGGGAAAACGUGGAUAGAAUGAUGCGGAUGCCGAGAAGCCCGCCGAAGAAGGAUCGCACGGGCGCAUCCUCCCCCCACGGGCGACGCUUCUCCUCGAUGGACGGCCACAUCGGUGCGUCGGCGGUCUCAACGUCGCUGAUGCGCCAGAAGCGGCAUCCGUCCUGCAAAAAGAGCGGGACGAGUUCUGCGGCAGCGGCGGCGCCGUCGGGCAGGUCACCUGAGCAGGUGAGCGGAGUCCAAGCAGCGACGAGCCCGCGACGCCGCACCUCCAUUCCGAGUCUCUCCACCAGCAAGACCCGACUGAGCGGCGACUCGGGCACGCGGGCGACGAACCCGCUGCCGCUGCCCUCCUUUGCGCCAAACCAUCUGCCGAACACAAACCCGCAACGUGGGGCGUCCACAAGCAGAACGUCGCCGAUGCAGCGCGACUCUAUCGCCAAAGGCGCAAGCGUGCUGACCAUGAACAGCGUUAGCCGAGCCUCGCGGCGCGCCGGCACGAGCCCGACCACGGUAGAGCCAGUCACACUGGCCGACCGUGAGCGGCAGGGCUUUCUGCAGCGUGUUGGCGCCUUCAACUCUGAAAACCGCGACGACGUAAGUCUCAGCGUCGGGCGUAGCGGUGCCGCGGCGCCGCCGCGCCGCCGGCUGUUGGAGUUCCGCAGCGGCGGUGGCGACGCCGGGCUGCUGCCGUGCACCUCGCGCUCUCGCAUAUCCAUCACUCACACCGCGGAGGACGCCCGCGCCGAGGCUGCGCGGCAGCGCGACCGGGAGCGGGAGGUGCAGCAGGCGAACGAGGAGCGCCGGCAGCGCAUUCAGGCCUUCAUGGCGAAACGCAAGGCGGAAAAGCAGAUGGAGGAGCUGCGCAGAGGUCAGCUGAUGGAACGUGAUCGAAAGCUGGAGGCCUACAGGGAGGAACAGGAGCGGCAUCGCAUUUACGAGACCACCGCGCCGGAGCCGGUCACAACAACGUCGACACAGCAGCAGCAGCAGCAGCCAGGCGCAGUGGCGGGGAGUGGAUUCAACGCGAUCAAAGCCUCGCAGCGGACGCGCAGGCCCACGUUGGAGCGACUGCAGCGCCCAUCGGUGCCCAGCUCGAACUUCAUUCCUGAGGUCUCGACGGUGCCCAUGACGCCGCAGGCCGUACGCAACGAACCUGCCCCCGAUGCCGCCCCUCAAGGCCAGCGCACCGCCGGGCCCAAGACAAAAGUACGCGCGGUGGUGGUCUUCAUCAGCAGCGACGAGGCUGCCAAUGCCAGCAAGAAAUCAGGCAAGAAUGAGACGCCGCAUCGCCUGAGCAGCAGCUCGACGGGGUGCCCCACCGUGUAUGAGGGCACGUCUGUCGUGAUGAAGCGAGACGAGACGGAUAAGGUGCUGAAGGUGCUGCAGCCGCAGGAGCGCCCUCGUUACUUCAACGUGGACGAGUACGUGCUGAUCAAUGACGCCACUCCAUCCGCGUUGUCUAAAUCUCGCGACAGGGGUGGCGGUGGUGGUGGCAUCACCGGCUCCUACGACACGGCGAAUGCGCUGCGCAACGCUGCCGGGGCGCGACGCCGACGCUUGAUCUCGCUGACGCUGACGGAGAUGAGUCGGAAGUUUCUGGCCGGUGUCAACGUUGCCCUGCUUCUGGCCAGCACCGAGAACGCGCAGGAAGCGACGGUGCUGGCCGUUCGCGAAGUCGUAGAAGGUGUCGUGUCCCACAUGCGGGCUCAAUCGCAGCUCUUUGUCUCCGUCGCGUACGUUGCGGGUGGCAACACGGAGGACCUGCUGGUGGACCCGCCGCGUCCGGUGCGGUCGACUUUCAGAACCUCACCACUUUACGGGCCGACCCUCGACGGCGUCGACUACGUGCCUGUCACAGGCGCCGGCCAUCUCCUGCGCACCGUCGCGGUGGCCUACAAGCGCGUCAAGGAGGGCCAGCCACCACCAGAGUCCGGGUUGUUGGUUAUCUCCCUCUUGCUGAAGCAGUGCCGUGACUCGGAUGUAAUCUUGUCGUCCUACUUGAUCAGCGAUGCCGGGGUCGACGGAAGCCUCUACACGGCCAUCCUCCGCAAGUCACCGCACUCGCCUUUUGCUCUCUUUCACUCGGCGCUGGGCGGGCCGACGCUGACGACGGUGCUGAUGGCAACCGACGCAGCCGACGUGACGGCGGCGGUGCCGCUGCUGAACGUGCAGCACCGCCUGUGCACCAUCAUGAACAAGCCCUGUCACGUCGGCAGUGUGCGCCGGUUUAGUGAGCUGGCGCAGCGCGAGUUGGACACGGCGAGCGACCGCGCGAGCAAGGGCGGCGGCUCCAACAGAAGUGAUGCAAAGACCAGCAUCAGCAGCAACGGAGGCAACAGCACUCGUCAGCCGAGCGGCAACUCGUUCAGCAGCACCCUCAAGAGCCCCAGCAGCCGUCGGCUGUCGAGCGCGCGACGACAGCGACUGGGUGCCUCGCGACCGCAGAUCCACAAGCGUCUGGCCGAGCAGGUGGCCGUCGCGAAGCAAAUCUUAGCAAAUCCGCAGGGCUACCUGCCGAAGGGCGUGCUGUCGACGGAUAGCGAGAAAGGGUCCUCCGUCACGAUCCAGUCCGUGCCGUGUACUGCACCUCCGUCCGCCGCGAUGGCACCACGCACGCAGCUGACGAGGCAGCAGGAGGACGAGAUCAAGGAUCUGCAGCUGUCGAACGUUGGGCAGCCGCGGAAGGGGUCGUACAAGGGGCCGGCCACGGCCGCCGCCGCGGCAGCGGUCACCGCCGGCAACGUUGGCGGAGCGAAUCGCACCAAGAUGGCAGCAGCGACAGAGGCCGAGCAAACGCAAACCAUUCCGAGCGACAACGGUGUUGUGCUGCCCAGCAUUGCACCUGGCUCGGCAGCCGCCCCUGUCUGCACGACGCCGGCGCAAAGGGACCUGACGGCUGCGGCUUGUGCGCCGCCUGGGAUGAGUGCGGUGCCGUUGAAGCACCCCGGCGCGGCGCCGACCGAGCUCGUCGCGCCUCAGUUGUCGGCGCGACGCUCGAGCAACUAUCUCGCCGCUGCCACCACCGCAGGGAACGCCUCCGCAGCGAACUCCAGCCGUGAUGCGCGUGAGGCGUCGUCUGUGCGGAACAGCCUCACCUCGGCCACAUACGUUCCUCUUGCGGCUUCGCACGCCCGCUUCAGUCGUAGCGACGCGGAUAUGGGUGCUGGUGGCGCCGCCCCGCUUCCUCUCCGGCAGUCUGUCCUCAACGAGCAAAGUAUGUCGACCAGUGCCACCUACGUGCGACGUGGCCGCGACAACGGCGAUGGCGCGGCGCGGCGCAACACCGGUUUCAUGAACUUCGAGGACGGUGCGGUGAGCCAGAGCAUGCCGACGACGGAGACGGACCCGGACAGCAACAACAACGCCCAGCAGCAGCAGCUGCAGCGCCCACGCAACCCGACCAAGGCACCACCAGACCACCUGGGGCUGCCACCUUGGCCGGCGACGACGAUGGCGCCGACUUCCGACGCUGCGACCGGUACGGCGCCGCGCAACUCCAGCGCUGCCCGGCGUCGCGGGUCAGCCGAUGAGGGGCGCCCAGGCUCCGGCCUUCCGCCGUUUGCGCUGCCCAGCGUGAUCGCCGGUCCCGCCGUCGCAAGCGUCGCAGGAAGCAAGCGGCUGCUGCCGAGCGCGACGCCGAUGGGCUCGACCGGGCCGCAGUGGCCGAGCACGCCGGGGAUUGAAAUCCCCACCAUCCUCAGCGUCACCUCCAUCGACACCUCCUUCACGCGUGACGUGUCUGUCUCGAUGCAGCAGAGCUCGAACGCCUACGAGAGCGACAAGGCGCCGCUACCGACCUCGACGAAGGUGCGCACAUUAGUGAUCCUCGACUCACACUGCCGCGAGACGUCGAACGUGACGUACGACAACACGAUGGUGAUCGCCACGACCGAGGACGACUUUGAGGAGUACGACGUGGACGAGGUGAGGGAGGCGACGCCCGGGCAGAAGGAGCUCAUUCAGGCCGAUCUGUUGAAAGAGCUAUGCGACACGUUGCUGAGGGGCUGCAACGCGGCCAUUCUCGGCGCUGACAGCCGCCCGACAGGCUUCUCCGCGCAGGUGCUGAAGUCGGUGGUGCAUACAAUUUUUGCGGAGAUGCACCGCGCCGACACGCCCCGUAGCGGCCGCCUCAGCGCCUCGAUUGUGAAGGUGAAGGGCGAGUCGGUGGUGGACCUGCUGCAAGACUCCGGCGACGCGCAGAAGCUCGUCAUUGCCAUCUCGCCCCUCUUUGGCUCCUGUGUGCACGGCGUCACCUACGCGGACGUCUCCAGCGGGGCGGGCUUCGACGACACGAUCGACGCCGCGCUCGGCCGCGCUGCCUCGCACGACAACGGCCGCGAUUACGGCUUUGUGUUCUGCUCCCUGCUCUUCAAGCUACGGCUGGAGGAAGAGGGGGAUGUGCAGGUGUGCUCUCUGGUGGCGACCUUCGCAGGCGAGAACGUGGGCCUCUACACGUCCGUCCUGGACCGCAGUCCGCUGGUGCCGCGUGCGCUCUUCCACUACGCCCUCGGCGGGCCGAGCUACACGAUCGCGCUGCUCGGCAUCGGCAGCGAGGAGACCCGCGCGAACCAGAUGCUGCAGGUGCAGAAGCGGCUGGGGGAGAUGAGCAACCGCGCGACGCACCCCGGCAGCGUGGCGAAGUUUGUCGCCGGCAUCCGCAACGACCUCACGCCGAACCUCAUCGCCAAGUACGAAAGCUCGCGUGAUCCGUCAGAGCGGGCGGCAACGAAAGAGAUGAUUGAGCGGCUGGCGGAGAUGGUGAAGGAUGCCGAUGCGUUGCUGGUCGACUUCGACCACCACCAGCCGAAGGCGUACCUGCACGGCGACGCGGAGCAGCAGCAGCAGCAGCAGCAGCCGCCAGGCGGGGCCGCGGACAACAAUAGCAACAACAAACAGCUGCAGCAAAUACGCAGCACGUCCCUGUCUGUGUCACCCGCGACAGCCGGGAUCGUCAGUGCUUCGGGUGACGGCAACGAUACGAAUAGAAAUAAACGGAGCAGCGGCGCUGCAGGUUUGUGCCCGCACGGCAUAUCGACCCCCGCGCGCCCGACGGCCACCCAACGUGCGCUGCCGACCAUCACGGCCGUCAACCCCGACGCCGAGGGGGAGCGCAUCCAGUCGUUGGUGUGCUUCAAGCAGGAAAUGAUGGGCGCCGGCACCGUGGCGGUGCAGGGCAACACCAUCCUCUGCGCCAGUCAGGGCGGCACCCGCUUCGACAGCGACGAGGUAAUCACCUGCGACGAGAAUCAUCGCUCCCUGUCGUCGAAGCUGAUGGACGAUUUGGUGGCGAAGUUCCUCUCGGGUCACCACACGGGUCUCCUCGCCGCCGACAGCAGCUACAGCGCCUUCACGCCGCUGAUGUUGAGGCACAUCGCAAACAACAUUAUCGAGGCUGUGCUCGGCGGCAGUGGCAGCGAUCAUGACGAGGACAACGGCUUCGCCUUCACGAAGCCCCCAACCAUCAGCGGGGAGCUGCAGGUGUCCAUUGCGCUGAUUAAAGACGAUGUCACGGCGGAUCUGCUGCCCAUCGACGUCGACGCGACCUACCACCGCUUCGAGGUGGAGCACACGCCCCUCUACGGCCCACGCGUGAUCGGCAUCACGCCCCACCUUGUCGCGAACCCGCAGGACUUUGAUCACUUCCUCGCCGUCGCCAUCGACAACGCCGACCCGGCGCUGCAGACGGCCGACCCGGGCAUCAUGGUCGUGUCCCUCGUGCUGACCCAGCGGGUGACGAAACCGGUGGAGGACGUGCUGGUGUCCUCGCUGCUCUGCACCGCCGUCUUCGACGCAGUUCACCAUUACGAACGUGUGCUGGAGGGCAACCCAGGCGAGCCGCUGGAUCUCUUCAAGAACGUGCUGCGGGGGCCGUGCUUUUCGGUGGCGCUGCUCGGCAUCAGCGACGAGGAGGAAGACCCGGGGAAGCUGCUGCGUGUGUUGAAUGACCUCUCGCAAGUGCGCAACCGUGCGCCGCAGGUGAACAGCGUGUCGCGGCACAUUCGGGAGCUUCAACGUGGUAUUGUGAAGUUGAAGGAGCGCAUGACCACCUCUUCCAAUGGCGAUGAAAAGGCGUACAUCAAAAGCCGUGUGGAAGUGGCAGAGAAUCUGCUGGAGGAGGCGGAGUCGCUGCAGCGCAAUCCGCUGUCUCUGAUGCAGCCACGAGCUUUUGUACCUCUCGGUGGCACGUCCGACUUGCAUUAA